This is a messenger RNA of Astrephomene gubernaculifera, 2503 nucleotides long. Lineage: Eukaryota; Viridiplantae; Chlorophyta; Chlorophyceae; Chlamydomonadales; Astrephomenaceae. The record is from the annotation of a GenBank genome assembly.
GUUGCAAAAUGCUUUUUGUUCGUGGUUCAUGGCAACUUUUGGUGUAGGGUUUAGAAGUAGGGCAAGCUCAGAGACCGUAACAUUAUGUAACACCCCACAUCUUUCUUGCGGACGACAAAUAUUAUGCACAUAAUUUGUGCAGCUCUGGAGUAUGAAAUUGUCCUACAUGUCUUGGACUGCCGCAAGCGAUAACGGGAGGUUAGGUCGUGACUGCAAGGCGAAGCGCUAUAGAGUAUUGCACAUAAAAAUAUAAGUAGGUUUAAGGUUUGGGUCUCAUGGCGGAAAUGCAGUACACGGGCCGCGGGAGGGGCCCUCCAACCGCACCGCAUGGGCAGCAGCAGGCGCAGCAGCCUCAACAGCAGACGCCCCAGCGCGGUCAGCGGCCAACCUCAGCUUCACCGCGGCUUCAUGGCCCAUACCCUGGCGCGCAGGCGUCCAGAGCAGCGCAACCCUCUGCCCAGCACAUGCUUGCAUUCCUAGACUUAGCAGAGCAAGCAGCGGCAAAGCAGGUUCCCGUUUUCCCAUCUACCGAGUCUUUCCCUGAAGGAGUCUUGGGGAAACCUGGAGCUGGCCGUUCAGCAGGAAAAGUUUCAACACGGCAGCAGCAGCGGCCGAAAUCCGCUGUUCAAUUGCGGACAUCAGGUCAGCCGCGACUCGCGAAAGAGCCCCCAGACGCAGCCAAAUCCCCAGCUGUUGCUGCUUCACCUCCAGCUGCUCGACAGUACGGCAGAAUUUCAAUAUUCGAUCGUGACACGGACGCGCAGGCGCCACAUGAGGUGCUGGGUCCCAAGAUCCUGCGCGACCUGGACCAGCCCCGAGUGGGUUUCCCCUCGCGCCCGCCCGAGGACUUUUUGAAAGCCGGAUCCGGCCUCAGUCUGCGACAGCGCAACCAGCUCAAAGAGCACCUCAAGCGCUGCCCCGUUAACGUUGAACCCCCCUUCAAGCCCGGUACCGGUGGCGUCCGCAUCUCCACCCCACACGACCCCUUCUCCCCCUCCCUCUCCUCCGCCUCCCCACGUACCCUGCUGCGAACCUACUAUGACAACGGAACUCUGGAUUUCGUUGCCGUACGCUGGAGGGGCAGCAGGGCGGGGGCACUGGUGUGGGCGCGGGAGGUGACACGGGGUCCCGAGCAGGGCGGUCCGCUGUCCCGCACCUACACCGCCUGGUUCCCCUCCCCCCCGCCCGACCUGCCGCUGCCCGCCUGGCUGCCGGUGUUCCUGGACGGGGUGCGGGAGGCCGCGGAGCCGUACCGCUUCAUCGCCAUUCGGGGCUGCGAGGAGCUGAUGGAGGCAGCGGGGGACACGCUGCACACCCUGGCCCCCAGCCUGGUGGCCCCCCUGCGGGCCGUCCUGGAGACCCGCGAGCCCACCUGCGUGGCGGUGGGGCUGCAGCUGGCGGCAAACGCCAUCCGGAUCGACCCACGGGUCGCGCAGGAGUGGGUGCCGCACUACUGGCAGUUUGCGCAGGUCCUCAACCUCUUCCGCACCCACGGUGGUCGUUUGUUAGUCGACAUGGGCUACAACAAGCGCGCAGCCGCCUCCUGUCGCCGCCUCGCUUCCGACUUCAUGACGUUAUUUGAACUGGCCGGCGGUACGGCAGCUACGGCUGCCGUACGGCGCUACAGCCCGGGUUGCGAUCCGGUUGUGACGGAUGUAAGCAUGGCUCGUGCGGCGGCCAAGGCUGCGGCGAGGGCGGCUGAGGUGGGGAUGGAACCGGGGAGCUUUAAACCCUUUACGUUGAUGUAGGGCUGGGGAUUAAGUAGGUCCUGGAUUGGGAGGGCAUAGGGCAGCUAGGGGGCGGGCAGGUAUGUGUGUUAAAGUAACUGGCCGCGAGGCGGAACGUACUGUGAUUGCCGGAAGAUGAAGUCCCCCCACAGCUGUACGGCAUAACUGACACUGACCUACCUUCAGUGUAGAAGAGGGCUUUGUCACAGUAGAGGCGACUGUUCAUAUUAAGGGGCAGGUAGCAGCGCAAGUGACAAAGUGAGGUGGAGAGGUGCGCGUUUAAGGAGGGGCCCUUAGCCUUUAAGACCCUUAGCAUUGUUCCCAGCUUCCGUCUGCAUGUUAUGAACUGUUGUAUAUGUAUAUUGGUUAUUCUUACCAGGCUGCGUGCAUGUAUGCAUAUGUUUGUUUCUGUUCAUGCUGGGAUUUAGGGUGUAUUGCGGUGUUUAUGUGGUGGUCAACAGCUCAACUUUGCGUGCGUGUUCAACGAAGUUCUUACCAAGAGGCGCGCCGUAGGUGGUGAUGAACUGAUGAUGUUGCGCCCAGCCAGUCCUCAGAGAUGCGUAGUGUACGGCACGUGUUUCCAUAAUGCCAGGGCUUGAUGCUGGGCCGCUGGGGAUGGCGUCGGCUCUGCCGUACAUACGCAAGCAACGGUCAACCUCUGUGGUUGUUGGUUCGGGUCCACUGCAAUGUGUGAUCCGCUAGGAGCCUGAAAUGGAUUGCGCGUGUACAUACAGCCGUUAUCACUUCGCCGGCUCCUCUGUAAUUAGCAGGGCUUA